AUGGAACUUAGCGACGUGAAACUGGCUGCAGAGGUACUUCCUUACGUUGUAUCCUGUUGCGCCGUAAGCGUCGGCUACAAAGCUGCAAAAGGUCUUCUGAAUCAAGUAAGAAGACUCGAUGAUGUGGAGAAACGAAUCGGCACGGUCGAGCAAAAAGUGGAACAAACCCACAAGAAAAUCGGCUACCUUUUUUCUGAUAGAAAAUCGCUCAAGGACAAGAUCGAUCGAACCGGAGAUUCGAUGAGAAACAGCAGCCUGAACAUGAUGAAGAAAUUCACCCAUUACGACAAAAUGAUCGCUACGAGCACGAAUAUUGCGACAUCUUCUUCUGAUCUUUCGAAAGAUCGACUCCGAGAUAUGGAUAAGCGCAUUGCUGCAAUUGACGCAAAAGCGAACGAAAUUCUCGCUCGACAACGAGAAUAUCCCGGUCCUAGCACUCCAGCACCUUCUUCAACUACCCUUUCCGAGCAGAACUCAGAAGAGGAAUCCGUCGAAAUCGUCGAAGUCGAGGAAGAAGUGAGCGAGCGGUCUUGUCUCUCAGGCGAUAGCAUCAUUCUUCACGGCAAGUCCACAAAGUACGAAACCCCAAGAUCCUCCCGUGUCGAAGGAGAGCUGAUUUUCGGCAGUGGAGAUGCUUCAUUUUCGUCGAUUCCCCUUCCUUCUGGCAAUCCCCAAAGGAAGACUGAAAGGGAACUGACUCUGACGAAUUCUGAGUUGCAGAGGAGAAGACAAAGUGAAAUUGAUGAAAAAGAUGCUGAGUUAGCAGUAGCGAUGAAAGAAAAAGAAACCCGCGCCAAGGAAAUCGACGAGCGGGAGACUCAAUGGGAAAUCGAAAAGUCAACGCUUUCAGAAGCUCUUGCCAAAGCUCAAAUUCUCCUCCAGCAAGAACGAACUAAAAGUUCGGAGGCUCAAUCACAGGCGAGAACGUUCAAAACUGGCAUGGAACGGAUCCAAGUCGAAUUUGAAGAAUACAAGGUCAAGUCGCAGCGAAUUCUUCAAUCGAAGAAGAAGCUCAUCGAAUCGCUGAAAAAUUCUGAUCCAAAUGCGCAAAAAGAAGAAUCGGAAGUUUCUUCUGAAAACCAGGCUCGCUGCGUAAAACUAGAAGAGCUUCAACAUGAAAAUGAUUUGCUAAAGGAUGAAAACAGAGCAUUCGCAACUCAAAUUCAAGACCUACGCGCAGAUCUCCAGCAAGCUGAGUCUCAAGCAGCUGAGGACUUUGAACAAUCCAUGACGCGCUAUAGCGAGAUGGAAGUCAAUUUCGAGCACAGUCAGCAGAGGCUGAAUGAAGUUACGCCAGAGCUAGCGCGGCUGAGGCUAGAACUAGGGCAGAGCCAGCGCGAGAAUGACGCAGCUAGACUUGAGCUGAGCAGACUGACGGCUGAAAAAGAUCGUGAGAUCGGCCGACUGAGGAGCAAAGUCAUGUCGCACGCGUCAAACGCAGAGCUGGAAAAGAGACUGAGAGCGCUGACAGAUACGCUGAUUGAGAAACAAACGACAAUUGAGGCACUUUCGUCCGAUAAAUCAGCUCUUUCGCUGGAGUUGGAAAGGACGAGAAUGCGAUCCAAUCACACACAAAACAGUUCGCCAGUCGUUCGAAAACGCGGUCACGUGGAAAUCGACGCCGAAUCCCUCAUCACCGACUCUACCGACGACGCCGUCGGGAAAAUUAAACGCGCUGUUGGAGCUCUCGAUAAACUAUCAAUCCGAAUUGGUGUUCUUUUGAAGCGGUAUCCAACAGUCAGACUCCUCGUGCUCGUAUACAUGAUCAUGCUCCACGUCUGGACAAGCGUUGUAUUGGUGACUUAUGAACCUGAACUUCACGGUUCCAACUACCCAACGCACCCAGAAAAUCCUCACGAAGCAAUGAACGCCAUUUUACCAGAUGAACCUGAUGAGGGACUUCUUGACUGA
Oikopleura dioica is the source of this 1911-nucleotide messenger RNA. The record is from the annotation of a GenBank genome assembly. NCBI's taxonomy places the organism in Eukaryota, Metazoa, Chordata, Appendicularia, Copelata, Oikopleuridae.